This is a messenger RNA of Pteronotus mesoamericanus, 4809 nucleotides long. RefSeq names its product ral guanine nucleotide dissociation stimulator like 1 (gene RGL1). The transcript is spliced from 19 exons. Gene Ontology annotation, biological process: Ras protein signal transduction; positive regulation of GTPase activity. The record is from RefSeq and is a predicted model, not a curated record. Bases 318 to 2729 code for a protein of 803 amino acids. Lineage: Eukaryota; Metazoa; Chordata; Mammalia; Chiroptera; Mormoopidae. Gene Ontology annotation, cellular component: plasma membrane. Gene Ontology annotation, molecular function: guanyl-nucleotide exchange factor activity.
CGUGAGGUGGGAUGGACUGGUUGUCGGACCAAGUGCCCUGCAGCUGGCAGGAGUAUGGGGCGGAGUGAUGCACUGCCGGGCGCCCAGUAUCGUUCUACUUGGCGGAGACAUUGCUUCGGGCCGCGCGCUGCCCGUGGCUGCGUGCCCGAGCGGGAGCCCCUUUCCCGGGGUUGGAACGACGCUGCGCGGCGAGCGGGAGAUCCCCAAGGACAGAACCGGAAGGUCGUAUCCAUCUGUCAGUGCUGUGUGACAGCACCGCGGCGGCACCUGCAGAACCCGAGCUAGGUUCGUAAUGCCUCCCGCCUGGCUCUUUCAAGAUGGAGGGGCAACCUGUGGGAGAGCCGACUCAAGUGGUGUCUAAAUUCAAACCUUCCGCCAAGGUGGAGAGCACGGGACCCUGGCUGGAGGAAGAUCAUGCUCGAAUAUGGGAAGUGUUAAAGACAGAGGAGAGCUCGAUUCAGGACUGGGGUGAAGAGGUAGAGGAAGGAGCCGUUUACCAUGUCACCCUGAAAAGAGUCCAGAUUCAACAGGCUGCCAAUAAAGGAGCAAGAUGGCUAGGGGUUGAAGGGGACCAGCUCCCGCCAGGACAUACGGUCAGUCAGUAUGAGACCUGUAAGAUCAGGACCAUCAAAGCUGGUACCUUGGAGAAGCUUGUGGAGAACCUGCUGACAGCUUUCGGGGACAAUGACUUUACCUAUAUCAGCAUCUUCCUGUCGACGUACAGAGGCUUUGCCUCCACUAAAGAAGUAUUGGGACUACUGCUGGACAGGUACGGGAACCUGACGAGCCCCAGCUGGGAAGAGGAUGGAAGCCAGAGCUCCUCCGAGUCCAAGACGGUGAUCAGGAACGCAAUCGCCUCCAUCCUGAGGGCCUGGCUGGACCAGUGCGCAGAGGACUUCCGAGAGCCGCCCCACUUCCCCUGCCUACAGAAGCUGCUGGAUUAUCUCAAGCAGAUGAUGCCGGGCUCCGACCCAGAGAGAAGAGCACAGAAUCUUCUCGAGCAGUUUCAGAAGCAAGAAGUGGAAACUGACAAUGGGUUUCCCAACACUGCGCCCUGCCGCCUGGAAGAGGAAGAGGAACCGGAGACUGGAGGGUCCGCAGAGUUCACGUGCUUCUCGGAAGACCUCGUGGCAGAGCAGCUGACCUACAUGGAUGCACAACUGUUCAAGAAAGUAGUGCCUCACCACUGCCUGGGCUGCAUUUGGUCUCAAAGGGAUAAAAAGGAAAACAAACAUUUGGCUCCUACCAUCCGUGCUACCAUCUCUCAAUUUAAUACCCUCACCAAAUGCGUUGUCAGCACCAUCCUGGGGGGCAAAGAACUCAAGACUCAGCAGAGAGCCAGAAUCAUCGAGAAGUGGAUCAACAUCGCUCAUGAAUGCAGAAUCCUGAAGAAUUUUUCCUCCUUGCGGGCCAUCGUGUCGGCGCUGCAGUCCAAUUCCAUCUAUCGGUUAAAAAAGACCUGGGCCGCUGUCCCAAAAGACCGAAUGCUCAUGUUUGAAGAACUCUCCGAUAUCUUCUCGGACCACAAUAACCAUUUGACGAGCCGGGAGCUACUGAUGAAGGAAGGAACCUCAAAAUUUGCAAACUUGGACAGCAGUGUCAAAGAGAACCAGAAGCGGACUCAGAGGCGGCUUCAGCUCCAGAAGGACAUGGGUGUGAUGCAGGGCACCGUGCCCUACCUGGGCACCUUCCUGACUGACCUGACCAUGCUUGACACUGCCCUUCAGGACAACAUAGAGGGUGGGCUGAUAAACUUUGAGAAAAGGAGAAGGGAAUUCGAAGUGAUUGCCCAGAUAAAGCUCUUACAGUCUGCCUGCAACAGCUAUUGUAUGACCCCAGAGCCCAAGUUCAUCCAGUGGUUCCAGAGGCAGCAGCUCCUGACAGAGGAGGAGAGCUACGCCCUGUCCUGUGAGAUUGAAGCAGCUCCGGACACCAGUGCCACCUCGCCCAAGCCUCGGAAGAGCAUGGUGAAGAGGCUCAGCCUGCUGUUUCUGGGGUCGGACAUCAUCACCAGUAGCACCCCCACCAAGGAGCAGCCCAAGUCCACUGCCAGCGGGAGCUCUGGCGAGAGCAUGGACUCCGUCAGCGUGUCGUCCUGCGAGUCGAACCACUCGGAGGCCGAGGAGGGAUCCAUCACGCCCAUGGACACGCCCGAGGAGCCUCAGAAAAAGCUCUCCGAGUCGUCCUCAUCGUGUUCCUCCAUCCACUCCAUGGACACAAACUCCUCAGGGAUGUCGUCCUUAAUCAACCCCCUCUCCUCCCCUCCGCCCGGCAACAACAACCCUAAAAUCCACAAGCGCUCCGUCUCUGUGACUUCCAUUACCUCGGCAGUGCCGCCUCCCGUUUACAACCAGCAGCUCGAAGACACCUGCAUAAUCCGCAUCAGCGUGGAGGACAACAACGGCAACAUGUACAAGAGCAUCAUGCUGACGAGCCAGGACAAAACCCCCGCGGUGAUCCAGAGGGCCAUGCUGAAGCACAACCUGGACUCGGACCCGGCCGAGGAGUACGAGCUGGUGCAGGUCAUCUCGGAGGACAAAGAGCUCGUCAUCCCAGACUCGGCAAACGUCUUUUAUGCCAUGAACAGCCAAGUGAACUUUGACUUCAUUUUACGCAAAAAGAACUCCACGGAAGACCAAGUGAAACUGCGCAGCCGCACCAGCCUGACCUUGCCCAGGACAGCUAAGCGGGGCUGCUGGAGCAACAGGCACAGCAAAAUCACCCUCUGAAGGGCGCACCAUGGCCCCUUGCUUGCCCGCAGUGGCAGCGUGGGGCCGAGGACAGGCCGCGGGGACCGCAGCUACCGUCCAGUGUUAGAGGGUCAUCAGUGACGUCAGCAGAUAUUUAUUGAGCACCUGUGGUGUGCAAGGCGUUGUGGGGAAAUCAGAGGUGAAUUUGACAUGAAAAAGAAGAACGAUUCACUGAUUCUCUUUGACCUGAGGCUGAAAUGCAAAAUUAUCCACAUUUAUAAGUAUAUUACACAUAUUUGGUAUGUAUGUGUAUAUAUAAAAAUAUAGGAGGGAUUUGGAUAUUCUGGACUAUUGAAAAAACAAAUUUGCACAAUGGCCUGGGAAGCUGAGGUCACUUUCUACAGGGAAAUAGAAGGAGUUGAGAACCUGGUUUCCUACCUGCCAAGUAAGUGGAUCCAGUCCUGGGAAUACAGAGUGUCCUUUGUGCCAGUAUUAUGCGAAGCCCAAACUGUGUUUAUAAAGGGAGAGGACGAAUUUCUCAGUCAAGUGCCGCCAGGAGGGAACAACUGCAGAGGCGGGAAGUGCCACGGGCUCCAUGAAAGGCCGCCGUGGAAAGGGCUUGGAUGAGCCCGUGGCUUCCGGCCUCCGCAGCACCCCAGCCUCCUGCUGCCGCAGGGAGGUGGGGAGGGGCCUCAGGGGCCCAGCCAGCCCACCUGCCCAGCCGUCCGACACUUCCUGGAAUCAACACGAGCCCGCCUUGAUUUGUGGCAGCCGCACUGUGUUUCCGUUUCCCCUCAACGAGCCUAUCACAAUCAUAAUUGCGCAAAUAGCCAUGUUCUUGGGUCAUAUAGCCUUUUCCGAUUGCCUUUUUGCAUGUAAAACUCCGAGUCUGGAGUCUUGUGCCAUCUGGAUCGUAGCACCUCUAUAUUAUGUGCAAUUUGUUCCUCAGGUGUAGAAAGUCCUACUGCAAUUGACUCUUAUUUGAUCAUUUUGAGCCUGUGAAAGAUUUCGAAGCAGCGACUGCUCUGUUAACAGCCCCUCGGGAGACGUUCCCUGGCAACAGCAGCGCCCUCUUUUACGUAUUGACUUUUGUAGCAUUACUGUGCCUCGUCGCGGGGGAGGGAUGGGGCUGCAUGCAGGUCAGCUCUGGCAUUUCCAGAGAGGUCCAUCCUUCCAGAGGGAUUCAGUGACACUUUUAUUUUCAGGUCCUCGCACUUGCUAUCACAGUGUCACUCUCGAGUGACUUUUUUCCCCUCUAGUAACACCCUCGCCCUCUCUCUUCCAAAUCUGAGCUGUGCUGGGGUUUGAACCAAAAAGCCAUAUGUGGGAUGUUGACGUGUGUGAGAAGCACUUUUCAAAUGUUGUCCUUUUUAAGAAAAAAAAUUCUCAAAAUAUCAGUUUUUAUUCCCAAAAUAAAGAGAACAAAACCACAUAUGAAGUGUAGCUUGUGACACGGAGCUUCCCCCCGCCCCCCAAUCCUGUAAGACAGCUCUCAAAGGUUAUGUGAGGUUUAUGCUAUGUAAAUAGCUCCGUGAAGUCUGCGAGGGAGACCGGGGAGCGCGGAGAGGUCGUGGCAGCGGACCAAAGAGCCAGCCGGGAAGCCUUCGCGUUUCCUUUCGCUCUUCCUGCGAGAUCCGCCUUGGCAUCGCCAGGACCGACGAGAUGCAGCUGGUCGAAAAGCACUUUCUUCUGUUGUGAGGCCCGUCCCAUUCGUGCUUCUGUGCCUGGAGGAGAGGUGGCCGGGUGCUCAACGUCAUGGACACCGAAGUAAAUGUGGCCUCAGCCCGAAUUUCGUGGUUUGGAGGUCAGAAAGGAAGUAGGGAACCGUCGGCCUCGUUCAGAGCAUAGCUACGCAGGCCUGCCCGUGCCCCUGUGCUUGCCCCGUGUAUUUAUACUGUACAUGUAGAGUCUAGAUUUAUAUACUGCAAUGUAAAAAUAUAUAUAUAUUUUCCUUUUUUAAAGACAAUGGAAAUUCCAAGUAGAGACAACAUAGCCUCAUUUAUUUAAUGCCACUUUAAAUGUCUUCAUUGUGUUCCUGGUGGAGAGCCGGGUGCUUUCAGCUGCUUGCAUGCUUGUCUUUCUGCGUCUCCAUCACCUGUUUACCUUUGGGUUAAACUAA